Messenger RNA from Suillus subalutaceus, 1100 nucleotides. Its product is annotated as phosphoglycerate mutase-like protein. The coding region runs from base 130 to 888 and encodes 252 amino acids. The transcript has 2 exons. Gene Ontology annotation, molecular function: fructose-2,6-bisphosphate 2-phosphatase activity. Gene Ontology annotation, biological process: fructose 2,6-bisphosphate metabolic process; regulation of pentose-phosphate shunt; positive regulation of DNA repair. NCBI's taxonomy places the organism in Eukaryota, Fungi, Basidiomycota, Agaricomycetes, Boletales, Suillaceae. The record is from RefSeq and is a predicted model, not a curated record. Gene Ontology annotation, cellular component: cytosol.
GUUCAUGGACUGAAUAAAUGAUGUCCAGUGAACUUUUGUCUCGAUUGUACAAAGGUAGUCAACUAAUCAGCAGUGUUAAAGUGACCAGACCAGACCUAAUAAUAGCUCGGUCAGUUCCUCAUAAGCUCCAUGACUAUCCUUGCUCGGAUGUUUGUUGUGAGACACGGAGAGACGGACUCAAAUCGCAACAGAAUCGUACAGGGUCAGCUAGAUACACCGCUCAAUGCCACUGGUCUUGCACAAGCUGCGAUGACUGCAGAGGCGCUCAAAUCUGUCUCCUUCGACAAAGCUUUUACGAGUGAUCUCCAGCGAGCUUCUAAGACUGCAGAGAGGAUUCUCCAGUGCCACACUGACAUCGAAUUGGUCCAAGACAGCGCGUUGCGAGAAAGGGUGAGGGUCGAAUUUAACUUCGAACUGUUGAAAAGUUGGUCAUUUAUUGAACAGUUUAUGGGCGAGAUGCAAGGCAAGAAGGGGCCAGUCGACAUGACAGGAUUGAGUGACUUGUCCUCGAUAGAAACGGACGACGCUUUUGUCCAACGAUGCAUCACUUGGUAUAAUCGGGUGAUAGUACCGAACAUCUCCGUCACCAAACCUGACGUCUCAGAGGGCCAAUGUCGGAACAUACUCGUAUCAUCGCACGGGGCGUUUAUAGCUACGCUCUUUCACAUCAUGAUCUCCACUAACCAUGUUACGUGUCCCGCAGAGUUGAAGCUUAGAGGCCUUCCUACAUUAGGCAAUGCCAGCAUAUCCAUAGUGGAAUACAGGACGGUUCUAAGAGGGAAGCAUAGAGAGGUGGAAGCUGACAUAUUGAAGUACGGGGAUAUUUCCCACUUGUGUGGACUGCGUGUCAUGGAAGAAAAUGUAGAUGUAGAAAUCGAUCAAUCGUAGUUGACGCCUCUGCCAAUUGAACACCCAUUUUGUUACCACCGCGCGCAUUGUCAGCGACAAUAACAUUGAGAUGGAAAGAUCCCGCUAUCAAGACAAAGUCGCAAGAUCAACGGUAGAGCGAACAGAAAUUUGAUACACACUCGACGUCCAACACACUUAGUAAUUCCACCUCAUGUCUUUCUCUGCUGCUUGUCCUCUUUCUCGCCUUGAUU